This is a messenger RNA of Oxyura jamaicensis (ruddy duck), 4226 nucleotides long. It is a transcript of the gene LSM11, whose product is annotated as LSM11, U7 small nuclear RNA associated. The record is from RefSeq and is a predicted model, not a curated record. Gene Ontology annotation, molecular function: U7 snRNA binding. Gene Ontology annotation, cellular component: U7 snRNP. NCBI's taxonomy places the organism in Eukaryota, Metazoa, Chordata, Aves, Anseriformes, Anatidae. The transcript has 5 exons. Gene Ontology annotation, biological process: mRNA 3'-end processing by stem-loop binding and cleavage. The coding region runs from base 71 to 1105 and encodes 344 amino acids.
CCUGCUUAGCUUGCGGGGCCGGCGGGCGGCGCUGCGGCGGCCCCUAGCGGCGGGCCGGGCGCUGCCCGCCAUGGAGGAAGCGGAGGGGACCGCGGAGCAGCAGCGGCGCUGCCGGGCGGGAGCCGAGCGCUCGCCGAGCCCCGGCCGCCUGGAUGUGAGCUCCAGCCGCUUCGACCCGCUGCUGGCGCUGUACUCGGCCCGCACGCCGCUGCCCUUCCCCGGCGCCCCGUGCUUCAACAACCUCGCCGAGUACGAGAGCUUCCAGCGCGGCCUGCUCCGCCCGCGGGGCCGCCGCCCCGCCGCCGCCGGCCCCUCCGCCCGCUCCGCCCGCCGCGGCCCCGCCGCCGCCGACCCCGAGCGCAUCCAGCGGCUCCGCAGCCUCAUGGUCAACGCCGGGCCCGAGCAGGAAGCAGCCGCGGGGGGAGCGGCGGCUCGGCGCAGGAGGGCACCGCGCAACGUCCUCACCAGGAUGCCCCUCCACGAAGGCAGCCCGCUCGGGGAGCUCCAUCGCUGUGUCCGAGAUGGCGUAAAAAUCAAUGUUCAUAUCCGCACUUUCAAAGGGCUUCGUGGAGUCUGCACAGGGUUUUUGGUUGCAUUUGACAAGUUCUGGAAUAUGGCCCUGACAGAUGUGGAUGAGACAUACAGGAAACCAGUGCUGGGCAAAGCUUUCUAUGCAGAACCUCAGCUCACACUCACCCGGCUGUUUGACAGGCUCAAACUGCAGGAGUCCUCAGUAAAGAAGGGAGCUGACUCAAAGACUGUCUCGGGGGAGCUGGCCCUGACAAAUGACUCUCAGACACUCGGAUGGAAAGCUGGAUCGGGACGAGGGAGAGCAGAAGAUGAGCGUGAGAGGCAUAAGCGCUUGGGCAGAGCAGGAGAAAAGAAGACACCAGGUGACAGCCUGCAUCUGGCAGUCAGAGGUGAAGCUGAUGUGGGGAGCGGGACUGCUCACACAGAGGGUGCCAGUGCUGGUGGUACCCGCACAAGAAGCCAGUCACGGAGAAAAAGGAGGCCCAAAGUGGAUUAUCAACAGGUGUUCACGCGUCACAUAAACCAGAUUUUUAUUCGAGGAGAGAAUGUCUUGCUUGUCCAUUUAGCACAUUAACUUGGCUGAGCCUUCAUCAGUGUAUUUAUUUGAUAGCAUGAAUUGCCGCUGCAGCUCUCAUUACGAUUUAGCGUUCUUGUUAAGUAUCAUGGUACUGUGACUGGUUUCCCAUUACCGUAACAAGGUAGGGGAAGUGUUUCUAACUGGAGCACCCUGAGCUUAUUGCCAAAGCAGCCUCCUUCAAUCUAUGCUGGGGGUCUCGGGACAAGGUCAGCAGCACAUUUUUCUUCUGUGAGACGAGGGAGGUAAACACAGACCCCACUGCUCCUUAAAAAGUAAAACGAAGCAAAGUCAAGAGGAUUGGUGGGGAGUUCUGAGGUAUUCAGUUAUAGGAGAUAAUUGUGGCAUACAUUUAAAGAGCUUAAGACUAGUUCACCUGGAAUGAAUCACAGAUGCUACUUGCCAUGUUCUGAGUAAUCUCAAGAGAAAAUAGCUAAUGAAACCAGCAGUUUAUCUACCACCGUUACGUGGAUGUCUUCUCUUCCAGACAUAAUUCUGACAGGCAUUUUGAAACAGUCUAUAAAAAGGUGGAGUGACAUACUACUGAUGGCUAUUAGCCUCCUCAUUGUUAGCUCUGUAAAGCCCUGUGUGAUAGAAGACCUCUUCCCCUAAUUGGACUGCUCUUUUUCUGUGAACGACUGUAGGAUUUUAACUUGUUUCCAGUAUCAAAGCUUACGCUUCUAUUUGUAAUGCCGUGCUUUUGCUGUGCAUCACCAGCAAGCAGCUAACGUAGCUGAUCCAGGGACCUCCUUUCAUGGAGUUUAUCUGUGAAUGCUGUGGGUGUGUAUGGGAAGUUGUACUUUUAUCUUGCACCCAUUUGGUUCUUAUUGUGAUAGUGAAGUUUACAGAGACGCAGUUUUUCUUCUCAGAUACAAGCAUUUGUGCUGAGCACAGUUGUACUGUAUCUAAGCGCCUUUUGAGUUCCCUCUAAUGAAACUAGAGGUGCUGUGUCUUCAGCUGUUCUCAGAAAGCAGAAAUCUUCACAAGUCUUUCCUCUCUGUAUGAAUGAUGCAUCACCUAAUUCCAGCUGUACUGAGCUUUGAAGGUGUGCCUAAAAUUGUUAUGAAGUAUAAAAGUCAAACUCAUUUCAUCAGUGGUUUUAUUUUAGCAUCGUUCUUAAGCUGCUGCAGAUCAGGUCAGGCUUCUGCAGGUAUAAGCUGCUUUCCAAGAGCUACAUGGAAAAGUUUGAGGGUACACGAAGCUGUUAAAUAUUAUCUGGUCUGUUCUCUUGGAUGUCAAAGGACACUAGAUUUCACACUGCUAUUCCUGUAUUCAUCUCAACCACCUUAGGCUUUGCAGCAGCUCCUGUCUUUAAGAUGAAGAUGUGAAAUUGCCAGGACAGUGGUUAGACGAGACAAUUGGUAGAAGAACUUUCUAGUGCUUUAUAGCAGGUCUUUUAUUGCGUUUUGAGGUUUUAAGUCCUCCAGCUAAGUGACUGUAUUCUUGAAAGACGUAUUUCUGUUGCUUCAAGUGCAGCAUAUUGCUUGCUUGUCAUUAGGAAUAUGUCUGGUGCUUGGGUGAAUUACAGAAAUCAUUUAGCAGGAGUUCGUGGACACGCAGAGCAGCUUGUAUGCCUCUGGGGGUGCCUGAAACUUUUAUGUCAAUGUUUCAGAUGACAUGGGGCUUGGAUGACUGAUCAGCUUAGCCCCUGAGCUGCAAACCCAAGUUCAGACUGGGACAAAAGUGCCUCAGCUUAAAAAGUACUGUAGAGGCAAAAAAAGAAUAUUUACAAUUUCUUAUACAUAGUUUUAUUGCUGUAAUCCCUUCAUACCAUGAACUGAAACUAGCCACUGAAAAGAUUCUUCCUUUGGAGGUUUUUGCUUCCUCUCCUUUUGUGCUAUUCUUGUUUGUAUGGUUGUGGUCUGCUGUUGUCCCACCUCCCCCUCCCGCCUUAUUCCCUUCUCCUUUCAGUAUUUUGUCUCCUCAGGAUGUUCCUUUCUAAACUCCGGUUUAGGAAGAUUGUUCUUUUAUUCACCCUUGUUUGUCCUGGUUUUCCGAACCUUUCCUGGUUGGCUUUCUGUGCGCUUGACAGCUGACCAGAAUCCUUCCAGUCCUUGGUAACAAUGACUUUAUUUCUGCUCCUGACUUCUCAGCAGCUUGUAUUGCAGAUGAGUGUUUUUCAUCAUUUUGGUUUUGGUUGUGUGUUGUGUUCUUUUUCCCCUGUGCUUUCUGACUGGUUUGGUUUGAUUUCAGUUUUAUGGGAUGACUGUCUUUGCCUCUUCCAUUCAUGAAUGCCAAAGGCUACUGGUUUUGACACCUGUCCUCUUUUGCACUUGACCAAAGGGUGUCAUAUCUCCCACUCAGGCCUAUGUACUAUGCUGUCCCAUUGGAUUCUUGCUUUUCUUUACCUCAGACUUCAAUUUGUCUUUGUCUGCCUAUGUUAUCCUUGUACAUUAAAUAAGAUACAGCUACCUUGAAUGUUCUUGCAGCUUUACUGUCCUCUUUCCUUGCCAGCUGAUACUUCACCAAGUUUGCAGUUUCUAUUAGAAGUCUCAGUGUUUCCUUUCAUCAGAAGGUUUUUCUCUUAAAUCUAACAAGUGUUUGUUGCUUCACAUCUACAAGUUAUUUUUUUAGGUUUUCUGAAAAAUGCUGGUGCUUAGACUUGCGUUUGUGCCUUGAUUUUUAUAUCCCGACUGACCCGUUCUUCCAAAGGUCAUCACCUUAGUCAACAAACCUGGUUAAGAACUAGACAGUUUGUCUGCUGUUCUGUUUUUUUUUCUCUACCUCAUUAUUGAAGUGUUCAUCCUCUCUUCUCAUUGUUUUCUUAUCUGUGGACUUGGUUAAAGUUCUCUCUUCUAUUUUAGGUUUAAUGGUUUGUUUGGUGGUUCUUCUUUUGUUUCCUACUUUCCUAUCCACCUCUCUCAGUAUUUCCAAGCUGCUUCCCAAAUACAGGCUCUUCUAUAACUUCAGAUCUUUCAAAGAGUCUUCCUGUUCCCUACUUUUUCUGAUACCGUAUCAUGUUAAGGCCCAUUAUCAAAAUGCUGUUUUAUGAACUUCGUCUCUUUGAAACACAGUAUUUGAUUGUGACUAAGCAAGUGAUCCUGCAUGUGUGUUGUCACUUGCAUGUUUCAUACUACAGAUAAAGUUGCUCUUUAAAUAAAAUUGAAUGUGAUGUUCUGAA